Molecule: messenger RNA, 2505 nt
Organism: Serendipita indica DSM 11827
Lineage: Eukaryota; Fungi; Basidiomycota; Agaricomycetes; Sebacinales; Serendipitaceae
Source: the annotation of a GenBank genome assembly
AUGAUAGACGAGUCGAGAUUUGUCGAAGCCCAGGACGCUCUGUCGAUUGCCUGGCGAACCAGAACAUCCUCCGCAAUCGAUACUGCCGUGUCUAGAUGGUGGUCUCUGCUCUCCAUCACAAGCAAAGACGACAGAUACAGUGAUGUGCUCGCUUCAUAUGCACUUUCUCUACUCCUGCGCUGGAGAAGCCGACGACACGUUCGAGACAUUGACGCUGCGAUUGGGUCUUUGGAAAACGCUCUUAGCUACCAAGAGGAGAUGCCGUCCUUCGAGAGGCUCGAGAAUCAUCUUAAUCUUGGCGCUGCGUAUAUGGAUCGCUGGGAGGUAUUCCAGCGAAGCCCACGAGACUUGGUCGAAGCUGCAGAUCAAUGGGAGAGAGCACAUGCUAUAUCAUCAAAGAUUGGACAUAGUGUGAUGUCCGCAAUGCAUAUUCUUCCCAAUCUUGGAGAUGCGUAUUGCUAUGCAUACGACCAAGGUGUUGCGGAGCUUCCUGUGCUUCAGCUUGCGAUCAAUUGCUUUCAAACCGCGUUACCAUAUGCGUCCCCAGGCGUCAGCGCGAGGAUCCACUACAAGGCUGCUGAGACAUACUCUGUUUUAUUCGAACGGAGAAAGUCGCAGGAUGACCGGAAGUCAGCAGAGUCGCACUUUGAGGAGGCCCUCGCCGGCCAGUUACCGCCGGAUGAAGCAGAGAGGCGAACCUCCAACUCAGCAAAUUCUACUUGGAUGAAUACAGCAUUGUACUGGGCUCGUCGUGCGGUGUACAUCAAAUCGAAGGAGGGGGAUCCGCUCAUCCUUCGAAAGGUUGCCGGCCUCUUGGUCACAAUGUCCAAGGACUUUGGUGAUGGCAAUUCUCUCAAUGCGGCAAUAGAGUCGUACCAGCAGGUGUGGGAUCUGGUAGCGACACAAGGAGGAGAAGAUCUUUCGACGUUCUAUUACAACUAUGGUACGGCGCUCAUGAGAAGAAGUGCUAUCAGCAAUGUGGAUGCUCUCAAAAUGCGGCACGACGACCUGCAGAACGCUGUUAGGUUGCUCGCUCUCGCACUCAAGGUGGCCGAGCAAGACGACACAUUAGCACUGCAGAUACAGCUCAAGACUGCUCAGAGAAAACUUAAACAGCUAGAGGCUGGCAUGGAGUCACAGGAUACCGGAGCACUUGAGGACGAGACUAUUGAACUGCCUCUUCGUCAGGACGGACCCCACAUACGUUCCAUGACGAUGCCAUCAAACUCAACUUUUGGAGAUAAACUGGGCGUUCCAGUGACGCCAGAUGGAUCGAUGGAAACCGUACCCCAGUUUCAGCGCCGACAAACGACGCUUCCCGCUCAGACAAGCGUCCUUCGAGAUUUGGAUUGGAGACCGGCGCAGUCAUAUGUUCAAGUAUGGGCCGCUAGGAAUGAAGCGGCUCCUCCUACAGUAUUCCUCGAUGCACCGCAGUCACAAACCCCGAUCAAGGCAUCGUUUCAAACAAAAGUUUCUGAAUCGGCCUCUGAGCCACUACUACAUUCAUCAAUAAUCACCGCUUCCCCUUCUGAUAACUUCCCUAUGGUGGAGGACCAUUCCCCGAGUCCACCACAGAGGCAUAAGCAGGUGGAAAUCACUGAAGAAGAACAGAGAGGAAGACAAGAGGAGCAACCCAGCUCUAUUAAACCCACGGAUUUGACUGGACGAGUGGUUAAGACGAGUUUGUCUCCCGUCGCCGAGGGAGGAUUUGCGUCCAUUCACAUAGGAAACUUUGGAACGACAAAGGUUGCAAUCAAGGUAAUUCGGAACGUGGGCGGUGCCAACUUAUCAACGAUCCGAAAGAGAUUGAACAGGGAGAUGGAUGUCUGGUGGAAGCUUGACCAUCCAAAUAUUGUCCCGCUCUGGGGAUUUUCCAAUGAUAUGGGCCCAUUACCUGCGCCCAUUGCACCUGAAAAGUGGUACGAGAAUGGGAAUGCUGCUGAUUACGUCCAAAAGGCGGGUUUGGGAGUUGAAUUUCGGCUGCAGCUGUUGCGAGAGGUUUCUUCAGGGCUUCGCUAUCUCCAUCACCAGUCACCGACCAUUGUCCAUGGUGACUUGAAACCAGGCAACGUUCUCAUUGAUAACGAUGGAGUAGCAAAGCUAUGCGACUUUGGUCUUGCACAUUUGGUCACUGGGGAAGGAGAGACACUAGUCUCGGGCGGUGGAAACCCAGGAACCCAACGAUAUGCCGCACCAGAACUCAGGUGUCCACCGGAUGACGAGGAUAACAUCCUCGCGACGAGUAAGACAGAUAUUUACUCGCUAGCGUGCAUCGCAUAUGAGGCAAGUAGAACCACUGUACCGUCUAUCAUUGCCGCCGGUUACAAUCAUAUUCCGCCUGCUCGUCAAUCACAAGCGGACCAGUCCAUACUCGGUUCGCUCACACCACACUUUUGGGCACUUGCCGAGAGCUGUUGGGAUGAAGAACCAGAAAAACGACCAGACAUUUCCUACUUCUGCGAGCAGAUUGAUCUUGCUUUCCAUGCCAUCGAGUUUGCUUAUUGA